UUCGGGGCCAAGAGCGAACCGGUGUACAGACAGACAAACGGUGCUCGCUGGAGCGAGCCGCCCCCUCGGUUUUGAUUCUGCUGAGCUUUGCUUGCUGGCGUCUCGUGAGGCGACCGGAGUCGCUUGGCAGGACGACGACCAACUCGUGCGCAUUAGGGUCGCCAGCCGCAAACACGAAGCGACGUUUUCUUAUGCCGCACGUGACGAUCCUGGCUCCAGUUCUUGUUUUUUGUUUUUUUUUCUCUGUCCUGACGUUCGCCGAUGCAAAAGUAGACUGAGUGAGAGAAGAGAUGUACAUGAGCCUCUUCGCUGUGAUACGUAUAUAAGAGUGGACUGCCCGCGAGUGGGCUUCAAUCGGAGAUUGGUGCAGGUACGCGUAGUCCCUUUCGUAAAAUUGGUGGCCUUGAGACGGGACGUCGGCACUCUGCAGUGAGACCUCACAAUGACUUGCUGGAAGAGAACACAAGCUGCAUUCCUGACAUGUACGGCGAUAUUGUUGCUAUCGACGGGCAGAGCCACGGUGGCGGCUACUUUUCCAAGUGGCUACUUCUACCCACGGGCCUACCUGAGCAGCCCCGCGCAGCACACGGCGAGUCCCAGCACACAGCACCAGUUCUACGCGGCCAGCAGCCCUGUGGCGGCCAGCGGUAGCAGCAAGAGUGGCACGACAUACGUGAUCCGCUCGCUCCGGGAAGGCGAGAUGAUCAAGCCCGAGCAGACGACCAUGUCGGGCGGAUUCGACGGGUACGCCAGCAGCCCGGUGCUGUCAGCAGCGUUCCCAAAUUACGAACGGAACUACAACUUCGUCAGGCCUUAUCUCUCAGGGCCGGUCAUGGCACCAUGGCAGUUUGUUCACUGAGUCAUUGAUGUAUCCGGGAUCAAGGAGCAGGAUGAAAGUAGUGAGGACCAAAGAAGAAAACAAGCAAAAUUUUUUACUUACAAAACCAGUACAAAUUUUCGAAUUCUUAAGGGAAAAAGGAAAGUUUCUGACUCAAGUGGGACCGAACACGUGCAUCCACAGCGUCUUCUGAUAAAAAGACGCUUCAUCACAGCCGUUCUGCGGACUCCGGGAGAUAAUAAUACCACGUCUUCCGGCUUCCACGGGUGCCUGAAAUCGACAUAUGCAUCCCGAGUUUAUUUUUCUAUCGUUUGUGGUCUUUCAACCAGAUCUGUAUCUACAUUAAAGCACUAUUGUUGGGAUAUUAUCUGCAGCAGGCAAGACGGUGUGA
Messenger RNA from Rhipicephalus sanguineus (brown dog tick), 1229 nucleotides. RefSeq lists its product as uncharacterized. NCBI's taxonomy places the organism in Eukaryota, Metazoa, Arthropoda, Arachnida, Ixodida, Ixodidae. Bases 443 to 859 code for a protein of 138 amino acids. The transcript has 3 exons. The record is from RefSeq and is a predicted model, not a curated record.